Messenger RNA from Panicum hallii, 2592 nucleotides. Its product is annotated as pentatricopeptide repeat-containing protein At1g31430-like. Gene Ontology annotation, biological process: RNA modification. The coding region runs from base 176 to 1810 and encodes 544 amino acids. NCBI's taxonomy places the organism in Eukaryota, Viridiplantae, Streptophyta, Magnoliopsida, Poales, Poaceae. Gene Ontology annotation, molecular function: RNA binding; protein binding. The record is from RefSeq and is a predicted model, not a curated record. The transcript has a single exon.
CCGCGCCCGCCACGGCGUGCGCGCACGCCAGCCCCGCCACGCUCCCUCCCACCACCACGGCCACCCUCUUGCCCAUCUCGCCAACAACUGCCCCCAACCAUCCGUGUCGCUCUCCCGUUUCUAUACGGCACCCAAAAAGAUUCCGCCUUGGCGCCUCCUACCCACGCGUUCUCCGAUGGCGACGGCGUGCCACCAUGCCAUGCCGCUGCGCGACUGCAACGUGCUGAUCAGGACCCUGGCCAGGCGCCGCAGCUUCCCGCGCGUCAUGGCGGUGUACUACGACCUCCGCGCGCGCGGCCUCGUCGCCGACAGCUUCACCUACCCGUUCGUGCUCAGGGCGAUCGGCGUGAUGAAGCUGUCCGUCGAGGGGCGCAAGGCGCACGCGGCCGCCGUGAAGACCGGGUUCCGGUGGGACGCGUACACCGCGAGCUCGCUGAUGGACAUGUACACGAUGCUGGGCCGCGCAGAUUUCGCGUGGAAGGUGUUCGACGAAAUGCCGCAGAGGUUCCUGGUGCUGUGGAAUAUGAUGAUCAGGUGCUACAUCAGGUGCGGCCGCUUCACAGCAGCAGUCGCGUUGGCUGAGGAGAUGGAGAGAAGCGGUGCCACACCUGACAGGGUCACCUUGGUGACUGCCGUGACCGCUUGCUCCAGGGCAGGAGACCUGAGCUUGGGAAGGAGGAUCCACGCAUACAUGGAUGCAGUCUUUGGAUUCAGCCUCCCAGUUGCCAAUGCGCUUCUGGACAUGUAUAUGAAGAACGGUUGCUUGGAAGAGGCAGUGAAGAUGUUCGAGCAAAUGCCGGAGAGGAACAUCAUUUCUUUGACUAUACUCGUGUCAGGAUAUGCCCUUGCUGGUCAGCUGGACAAGGCAAGAGCACUCUUCUAUCAAUGCACGGAGAAGGAUCUAAUUCUGUGGACUGCAAUGAUCAACGCUUGUGUGCAACAUGGAAGCUCUGAGGAGGCAUUGACAUUGUUCCGAGACAUGCGGUUGCAACAGGUGGAACCGGACAGGUUCACUGUUGUCACUCUCCUGACAUGCUGUGCCAAUAUCGGCGCUCUUGAUCAAGGUGAAUGGAUCCAUCAGUAUGCUGAGGGUAGGAAGAUGAAGAUUGAUGCAGUUCUCGGCACAGCAUUGAUUGAGAUGUACUCGAAGUGUGGGCAUGUUGACAAGGCACUGCAUGUCUUUGGGCGAAUGCAGGGCAGAGACGCUGCCGCCUGGACUGCCAUCAUCUGUGGCCUGGCCACACAUGGUCAGGCCAGUAGAGCUCUUGAAUUGUUUGAGGAGAUGCAGAUAAGCAAAGUGAAGCCUGAUGGUAUUACGUUCAUUGGGGUACUGAGUGCCUGUUGCCAUGGUGGCUUGGUUGACGAAGGACGCAAGCAUUUCCAAGCCAUGAAACAGGUCUAUCGGAUAGAACCGAGAAUCGAACACUAUAGUUGCUUUGUCAAUCUUCUAGGCCGUGCCGGUGUGCUAGAUGAAGCCGAGAGGUUGAUCAAUGACAUGCCUGUAAACAAGGACACUAUGCCACUGUUUGGAGCACUCCUCACAGGUUGCAAGGCUCAUGGCAAUGUUGAGAUGAGCGAAAGGCUGGCCAGACGAAUUGCCGGGCAAGAUUCACCAAACCCUGGUGUCAAUGUCCUGAUGUCUAAUGUGUAUGCAACAGCAAGUCGAUGGGAGGAAGCAAUAAGAGUAAGGAGCGAGAUGGCGCACCCCACUGUCAAGAAGACUGCAGGGUGCAGCUCGAUUGAGGUAAAAGAUGCUGACGAUGGAACCAAUACUGGGAUAUAUCUAAUGUUUCAGAAUCAGAAUGGUUAAGCAUUCAUCGCGUUCAAUUAAUCACAAAGUGUUGACCAACAGCAUGCUUGAUCAUGUAGUCAAAGAAAUUCAACUCAGUAACAAUUUUAACCAAUUUAGUGGUCAGCCUGGUUUAUCUUCCAAAGCUAUUAAACCAAAAUGACCAUGACACUGUAGAUAUUGAAGUGCCCAGAGUCUCUUGGACGAAAAGUAAAAGAGUACUAGACCUGAUGACUCACAAAAAGUAGGAUCAGGGGUCUACUAGAAUCAGAGGAGAGCGAAAAUUAAGUGGGGAGAGCAGUUUAUGAGCAUUUUAGGGCCUUCUGCAAUUAGCUGACUGAAGGAACAUCAGUUGACAUUGCUGUAUUGAUUGCAGCAUAGUCCACCGCAAAGCACGGUGUGUCGGUGUAUGUUAUCAUAGUCAUCAAAUCCUCUCCUGUAAUUUUUUUUUCAUUUUGCUUGAAGCAGUUCACACAUCUGCAAGGAAAAUGGCGUGCAUUUCUUUGUAGGGAGGGUCGUUGCCCAGGUCAUCAGCAACAACAGAUCAAAUCAUUAGCAGUCCUAAUUAAUUUCAAUCCCAAGAUGGCAUGCCAAGUUCUAUGCUAGUAUAUCUUAAGACCUCAAUGCUCCUAUGUUAUAUGGGUUAGGCUACUCCCAGGAUUAACAAGGAAGAUGGGAGGCCGAUACUUGUUAACGGCCGGUGGUUGACUGGGAAACAUUGUAGUUCGUCUACUCCAUAAGUCCGGAGUAGGUGAAGUUAGCCCAACCGGAGUUCAGUUUGCUAGAAUUAACCAAAACUCUAG